This is a messenger RNA of Zea mays, 645 nucleotides long. RefSeq lists its product as uncharacterized. The record is from RefSeq and is a predicted model, not a curated record. The transcript has 5 exons. Bases 94 to 645 code for a protein of 183 amino acids. Lineage: Eukaryota; Viridiplantae; Streptophyta; Magnoliopsida; Poales; Poaceae.
UCAAAUUAGGGAGCCAAGAUCGAGGCCAUUGCAACUCGGUAUGAGAUAGUCAAAUACUUCAACAGUUUGCUCCAUGAAAAGCAUGUCUACAAGAUGCACAACGUAUGGUUUGGUCUUAAUCCGGGUGCAUUUAAUUUUCGACAUCUAAAUGGUACCAUGGAGUUGUAUUUCACCCACCAAACUGUCGUAGAGCCAUACACUGUCCCAGUUCAAAUGCCGCCAUUUCCAAAACAUAUAUUCUUGAACCUUGAUGAUAUUGCCGAGCUGCCAAACAGGACUUUAGUUGACAUUAUGGCUAUUGUAGUCCACUUGGAUACAAUCCAUCGCACAAUGUGGGGUACAUUCAGGAAGAUUGUUAUAAUGGAUGCUAGGUGGUCUUUACAUACCAUUAAAGUUUGGGGCGAUUUACUAAACAAAAAUGCACUCCGUUGGGCGUUGGCUAAUGAGAAUUAUAGCAUCAUAAUUGGGACCAUGUUUCGGCGGUUCAGAAAACAAGAGUGUCUCGAAUCAACUGACCAUACAACAAUACACUUCAAACCGUUCCAUCACAACACCCAUUAUUUUGAACCAAUUCAAAAGGCUUUGGUGGCGCGGAACGAUCGUCAGUUUGCCGUUAGAUAUCUUGACGACCAAAGGCGUAGAUAG